Dichotomopilus funicola is the source of this 627-nucleotide messenger RNA. RefSeq lists its product as uncharacterized. Gene Ontology annotation, biological process: mRNA splicing, via spliceosome. Gene Ontology annotation, molecular function: metal ion binding; pre-mRNA 3'-splice site binding. The transcript has a single exon. NCBI's taxonomy places the organism in Eukaryota, Fungi, Ascomycota, Sordariomycetes, Sordariales, Chaetomiaceae. The record is from RefSeq and is a predicted model, not a curated record. Bases 1 to 627 code for a protein of 208 amino acids. Gene Ontology annotation, cellular component: spliceosomal complex; U2AF complex.
AUGGCCAACUUCCUCGCCUCCAUCUUCGGCACCGAGCAAGACAAAGUCAAUUGCUCUUUCUACUACAAAAUUGGCGCCUGUCGCCACGGCGAUCGCUGCAGCAGGAAACAUGUCAAGCCAUCAUACAGCCAGACGAUUCUCAUGCCGAACCUGUACCAAAACCCAGCUUUCGACCCCAAGAACCGCAUGAACCCAUCUCAGUUGCAAAAUCACUUUGACGCCUUCUACGAGGACAUCUGGUGCGAGAUGUGCAAGUACGGAGAGGUCGAAGAGCUCGUUGUUUGCGACAACAACAAUGACCACCUCAUCGGCAACGUGUACGCGCGCUUCAAGUACGAGGACAGCGCGCAAAAAGCCUGCGACGACCUCAACUCGCGGUGGUACGCCGCCCGUCCCAUUUACUGCGAACUCAGCCCGGUCACCGACUUUCGUGAGGCUUGCUGCCGCCUCAAUAGUGGAGAAGGCUGCGUGCGCGGCGGUUUCUGCAACUUUAUACACCGCAAAAAUCCGGGCCCAGAACUCGACCGCGAACUCGAGUUGUCUACCAAGAAGUGGCUGAAGACGCGGCCACGAUCUCGCAGCCCUACAAGGUCGCCUAGCCCAGAGCCGACUCGACGGAGAUAUUAA